UUGUGCAUAGGAAUAAAUACCUAUCAAUAGGUGGCGGCGUCUCGCGUAUGGGACUGGAAACACGUAUUACAAAUUUUAAAAAAACACGACAGCUCUUUUUUUUUCGUCAUCCGCCCCUUUUCUUACCUUCUUUAUCUUUUCAUUUCAUCUCAUUUUUUUUUCUUUAUUGCUUCUUGCAAAACCCUCUAAUACGUUUUGGGCUGAAUAGCAGCCAUCUGCCUUGUAAAAAGCGACAAAUAAGAAGAAACAGUUUACGAAUUGAUUUUUUUUUGAUGCCGUUCAUAACCGCGCUCUCACGAACGUCUACAGAGCAUCGAUAUUUAUUCUCCCACCAUAAGCAGCGAGAGAUUGGUGACUAUGUUUUAGGCAGAACCAUUGGACGUGGAGCUUCGGGUCGCGUUAAACUCGCCGUAAAUCGACAUACUGGUGAACAAGUCGCUAUCAAAAUGAUUGCACGCUGCCAUCUGAUUGGGAGUACGGAAAAGGCGGUGCAACGUGAGUUGGCCGUGCUGCAGUUGCUAAAUCAUCCACAUUUGGUGCAACUUAAACAAGUGCUGCAAGAUUCCACCUAUGUUUACUUUGUCAUGGAGUAUCUCGAAGGUGGUGAGCUUUUCCAUCUAUUGGCUCAACGUGGUAGAUUACCAGAGAAUGAAGCAAAAUGUUUGUUUCGACAGCUGGCCCAAGCUUUAGCAUGGUGCCACGCCCAUCACAUCAGUCACAGAGAUCUCAAGCCCGAGAAUGUCUUGCUGGACAAGACACAGAAGCUGAUCAAGAUUGCCGAUUUUGGAAUGGCGGCCAUGCAGGUUCCUAAUGCACACUUAAAGACCAGCUGCGGGUCUCCGCAUUAUGCGAGUCCAGAAAUUGUGAGAGGCAGACCAUACAAUGGACCAUUAACCGAUGUGUGGUCCUGUGGUGUUAUACUUUAUGCACUUCUGACCGGCCAUCUUCCAUUUGAUGAUGAACAUAUGGGACGACUACUCGCCAAAAUCAAAUCGGGCCAUUACCGUCCAGUAUCGGAAAACGUAUCUUGUGAAGCUCGAGAUUUAAUUAGACGAAUGCUCGUCGUUCAACCGUCUAAACGCCUAACGAUGGAUGAAGUAUUAAAACACCCAUGGCUACUGGAAGACAACUCACCCAACGGACCCUAUAUAAUACAUCCUAUCGUACAAUCCAUGUCUCCAUUGAAAAAUCCGUAUUUACACCACCCAAUUGCUUAUACAGCCCGAGAUCUCGACGGACGCGUAUGGGAAACAUUAAAAGUUUUAUGGCAAGACAAGACGCCUCUUGAACUGCUCCUUGCGUUAGCAUCACAUGGGCCCAAUAUUCAGAAAUUAACUUGUCAUCUACUGCAAGAGCGUCUUCAGCGUCUUGAAGGAGAAGUUUAUUGCAGCAGUAACGCCAACGGUGGGAUGCACAACUAUAAUCUUUAUGGUUCGAAUACCAGCUAUCCGCCCGAUUCGUGUCAUGCGAGCCCCCAUUAUUGGAUUCACCGUGCAUCUUUGGCAGCAGACGAUACCAAUUCCGUCCGCCAUAGUCGGCGCGGCAGCGAUGAAUGCAGUCUUCCAACUACUUCGGAUUCUACAAUGUCGACUGUUUCCUGUUGUCGAACACUCGAUUCGCCUUUGACUCCUAAUAGCAGCCUUUUUGAAUUGGAUUUCGUUCAAGUGGAAAUAAUGAACAAGCGGUUCCUGGCGGACCAAGUAACCCCGGUGCCACUCAGUAUACCAACUGCGCGAAACCAUUUGAGCUGUUUCGACAGGUGGCUUUAUUCCGCAUCAGCCGGUCUGACUCGUAAUAAGAAUAAAUCAUGUAAAGCAAAGGGUCGAAUAGCCGAGCCGCGCAUCACAUUCUUUACUGCACAGUGUCAUACCGACAAUAAUAGCAGUAUAAUGAUUCAUUUGCAACAAUCUCUGCGAUUGACAACGCCUUGCGUAAGCAGGAGUGCAUGCUUAUCCAAGGAGCAGACAGCAUGGCAAUUAUGGCGAAAUCUGUUCAUGCGAUGAUAAUAAACACCUUUGUGAUUCUCCCCUCUUUUUGCCUUGCGAACCGAUCAGCAAAGUGGCUAAUAAAACUGCAACGCAC
Messenger RNA from Radiomyces spectabilis, 2082 nucleotides. Its product is annotated as kinase-like domain-containing protein. Gene Ontology annotation, cellular component: cytoplasm. The transcript has 8 exons. Bases 48 to 2003 code for a protein of 651 amino acids. Gene Ontology annotation, molecular function: ATP binding; protein serine/threonine kinase activity. Gene Ontology annotation, biological process: protein phosphorylation; intracellular signal transduction. NCBI's taxonomy places the organism in Eukaryota, Fungi, Mucoromycota, Mucoromycetes, Mucorales, Radiomycetaceae. The record is from RefSeq and is a predicted model, not a curated record.